Molecule: messenger RNA, 1757 nt
Organism: Cyclopterus lumpus (lumpfish)
Lineage: Eukaryota; Metazoa; Chordata; Actinopteri; Perciformes; Cyclopteridae
Gene: tmem45a
Product: transmembrane protein 45a
Exons: 6
Coding region: 425-1258 (277 amino acids)
Source: RefSeq, a predicted model, not a curated record
GAAAAAUGUGGAUAACAAAUAAAAUACAAAAAGAAGGUCUGGAGGUCUGGAGAUCUGGAGGUCUGGAGGUCUGGAGGUCUGGAGGCAGCCCGGAACCGAACCCGGACCCGGAGGACUCAGAGAGCUGCUGUUUACUUCAAGUCCAACUGAGGAUCAGAGGAAAUAUCUGGAUUGGGUGAUCAGAAAGAGAAGAUGCUUUGAUUCGUCUGGCUUAAUAUACUAAAGUACUUCUACAAGUACUACCACUAGUACUUGGUACUACCACUAGUACUACUACUACUACUACUACUACUACUAGUACUACCACUAGUACUACUACUGGUGCAGUUUUUCAUCUACAGAGACAAACAUACUUCGAGGGUCCCAGAGGGUUCCAGAGGGUCCCAGAGGGUUCCAGAGGGUUCCAGAGGGUUCCAGAGGAGCGAUGGGCAGCUUCCAGGGCCACGCGCUGCCCGGGAGCUUCUUCCUGGUGGCGGGCGUCUGGUGGACGGGGAAGUACUCGCUGUGGCGCGCCUCCCGCAGGAGCAAGAACCUCGGUUCCACCCGCCUGGCCAGCAGAACCUCACAGCGCCGCCUGGAGGUCGUGGAGAGCGCCGUCGUUCUCUUCUUCUCAUUUGUGGGGAUGCUGGCGGAGCAGUUUGCAGACGACGGUCCGAGGCUCCAUCUGUACGACUCCUCAGAGAAGCACUGGGAACAGCUGAUGAACUGGCAGCACGCCACCAUGUACCUGUUCUUCGGGCUGGCGGCCGCCGUGUCUUUAGUCGUCCACACCGCGGACGCCGCGCCGCUGGCUCUGGACCGGCUGAUGCUGGCGGUCGCUUUCUUUAAUGAGGGGUUCCUGUUCUUCUUCCACCUCCACGGCAGGAGCGUGCUGGACGUCCACGUGCACCAUCUGCUUCUCUUCGCCGUCUUCGGCGGGGCCCUCGUGGCGUUCCUGGAGGUCUUCCACCGGGGGAACGCGGCCCUGGAGCUGCUGCGCUGCACCCUGACCCUCCUGCAGGGCAGCUGGUUCUGGCAGAUCGGGUUCGUGCUGUACCCCCCGAGAAGCCCCGAGUGGGACCUCGGUGACCACGACAACGUGAUGUUCGUCACCAUGUGUUUCUCCUGGCACCUCGCCUUCGCCAUGCUGCUCGUGAGCGCCAUCUACUGCACCGUUAGCUGUGCGGUGCGCUCCAGGUUGAGGAGGACUCCCCCGAUGGAAAUGGGUCUCCUGAAGUCCAGAGACCGGGAUCCAGAGUCAGAGGAUGAGAUCUUAUGAAGAAGGACCACAUUGUGACUCAAUGAUAUAGAUAUCUACAGAUAUCUUUGUGAGCGUGUGGACCCAACGGGACGAGGAAAUGUCUUCUGGACGCUUUGCUUGAUAAUCGACUCGCUGCCUUUUUAUUAUUUAAUCCUUAUUGAAUCAGCUGUGAAGCCUUUGGCCUCACGCUCAUUGAUAUUCACUUUACUGGUUCAUACUUUCAUAUCCUUUGUGUCAUUAAUCGUGCACACACAAGUGAACACGAGCGUAUGCGUGUCCACUUGUUACGGAUUGCAUGCUUUUCUUUUGGUCCUGGUGGAACCAUCAUCCAGAGCACCUGGUUCUACUUAAUGCACAACUUUAAAGUUACUGUGGGGGACUUUUAACUGGUCCAGAACCAGUCUCAGUCCGGACCGAGGUCAUAUAGAGGACCAGGACUAAACUGAGGUCUAUAGAGGACCAGGACUAGACUGAGGUCAUAUAGAGGACCAAGACUAAACAGGUCUAUAGAGGACCA